Molecule: messenger RNA, 312 nt
Organism: Loa loa (African eye worm)
Lineage: Eukaryota; Metazoa; Nematoda; Chromadorea; Rhabditida; Onchocercidae
Exons: 2
Coding region: 1-312 (103 amino acids)
Source: RefSeq, a predicted model, not a curated record
AUGGGUAGUAAAUGUUAUAAACUUAUGUUAGACUGCAAUAGAAGAUACAGUUUGAUAAACGGAGUGGGAUCUAUUAGUUGGCCAGGUAUAUGUGGAAAUGGUAAUGGUACCACGAGCUGUAAAUAUGUUCGAUUUUAUCCUUUACAACAAAAAUCAACUGAAAUAAGCAUUACCUGUGUUAAUGGAGAUAAAAACCUUUGCUCAUUGAGUUUGAAUAAUUGGUGUUUGGGUGUUUUGAAGUGCAAAAAGUCUCACAGUAUGAUGAUUCCAUACGUGUACACGUGGAGACAGCAUGCAAAAAUGAACAAAUAG